UCAGUAAUGAAAACACCUCAGUAUUAUAAUUAAUUCGGAUAAGUGUCGGUCGAAGCUUAACUUGAAAAUUCGUUUUGAGUGCAGUUUACUGCUGCGUGUGUGUUGGUUGGGUAACCAUCUCGUCCGUCGAAUUUUUGGUUGUCCCGUCCCGCGCGGCGGAAUGUUGAUGAUGGUGCGUGAGUUUAUUGCGGUUUAGGUCAAGACUUACCUACUUUCAAAUUUCUCCGCGGUUAUUGGAACAUCUCCUCAUACUGGAAAUCCCACUCAAGAAGAAGAAUUCAGAAAUAAUUGAAACUCGAGGCCAAAGUCACAGGUAGCCAGAAAUGGAUCAAUCGACUCAAGUAAAUUUUCCAAUAGUAACAACUAAAUUCGACAAAAGAAAAAUAUGGAGACACAACACUUCUACCGAUUUAUAUACUUCAAUGCCCAACAGAGCUAUGUCAUCUUCUAAUUUAUGGGCUCCAGUAAAACCAUCUAGACCAAGAUCAUUAAACGUUACAUCAGAUACAAUCAAUCGAACGAAAAUAGCAUACGUAGAUAAUUCAAUGAGCUUACAGCCUCAUUCAUUAGAAACAUCUUUUGGAUCAAUAUCUCGGGAAAGGACACCACCUUUUUCAAGUAAUUCUAGCUUAACUUCCAAUGGACCAUCAAGUAUAGUUAAUGGUAUACCGUCUGCUUUUCCUACGAGUCCAUCUUCUGGAUUUGCGAGCAACCCGGCAUCUGCUGGUUAUACAUUAUACAAAUCAAGACCGAAGGUAAAAAUUAGAGAUGAUGACAGUACUGCCAGUGGACCCAAAACUUACUGUCGAUGCUACGACAUCGAACAUAGUAUGAACAACGAAAAAAGGCAAUUAGCAAACACAAGUGACGGUUUAUCAUGGAGGAGGUUACAUAUGUCUAGAGCAAAACUCAAAGCAACCGCCACCACUUCUGAAUUGUUAUCUGGAUUUGCCAUGAUAGCGAUGGUAGAACUUCAAAUAAAUACUCCAACCAAUGUUCCUGAAUGGUUAUUUGUAUUGUUUGCCGUAUGUACAACGGUAUUAGUAGCAGUCCAUAUAUUCGCUCUAAUGAUAUCGACGUACAUACUCCCAAAUAUAGAAGCCAUAGCGAAAUUAGAAGUGUGCGAAAUGGUCAAAGAAAGCCCCCACGAAAGAAUGAAGGGAUUUAUAGAAAUAGCAUGGGCUUUUUCUACGAUAUUAGGUUUGUUCCUGUUCCUAAUUGAAAUUGCAAUCCUGUGCUGGGUAAAGUUCUGGGAUUAUUCCUUUAUAGCUGCUGUUGCCGCAACAGUGAUUGUGAUUCCUGUUUUAAUAAUAUUCGUUCUUUUCGCUGCCCACUUUUAUCACUCUUUAGUUGUUUACAAAUGUAACACUUCAAAUAGUGAUAUGGAAACAUUAGAGAACAUUAAGAAACAAUUAGACCAAGUAACAAUCAGCAUGUGAUAUAGUGUAAGGUUUAAAUAUGAAAUGUACAUAAGAAUCAAACUUGUAAAUUGUAAUUUAUAUAUUGAUCAUUAUACUUCAGAUACAAUAU
Molecule: messenger RNA, 1530 nt
Organism: Diabrotica virgifera virgifera (western corn rootworm)
Lineage: Eukaryota; Metazoa; Arthropoda; Insecta; Coleoptera; Chrysomelidae
Product: calcium release-activated calcium channel protein 1-like
Exons: 7
Coding region: 324-1439 (371 amino acids)
Biological process (GO): store-operated calcium entry
Cellular component (GO): membrane
Molecular function (GO): store-operated calcium channel activity
Source: RefSeq, a predicted model, not a curated record